AUGCAUGCAACAGAAACUGAUGUCCAGCCUCCUUUGCAUAAGAAGCAGGGAUGGCAGAACAAUUCUUUUUUCUCUUCUGUAAUGGGAGGAACACUUGAAGUACUUCUUGUUAGUGCUGAAGGCAUUAGGCACACUAACAUAGUAGGGAAACCAACCUACUAUGUAAUUCUUGAGUGCAGAGAUCAAGUUCACCAAAGUAAAACAUCUAGAGGUCACGAAGAAGUUUUCUGGAACGAAAAAUUUACAUUUGACUUGCCAGAGCGGGGAACGGACGACGAGAUCUACCUCAAACUUAAAAUCAUGGAUGAAGAAUUUUUCUCACGUGGUGCAUUUGUAGGCCAAACAACUAUCUUCCUCAAAGGUAUAAUCGUGGAGGGGAAAGACAAAGGAAUCAUAGAAGUGAAACCAGCUCCAUACAAUGUUGUUCUUGAUGAUGACACUUUUAAAGGGCAGAUAAGUAUCGGACUCAAAUACUCUGCAAAUGCUGCAAAUCCUAAAAUACAACAAAUAGAGAGAAGGCAAGGUGAAGCGGAUGAGAAUGGAGAGAAGGGAUCAGUUGGCCUCUCCAUAUGCAGUUCUAUAGCAACUUUCUGGCGAAAUCCCUGGUGGAGGUUCUUGUUUCGCUCUAAGAAGUCAAAAUCCAGAGAGAAACAGAAGCGAAACUAA
Messenger RNA from Coffea arabica (coffee), 666 nucleotides. RefSeq names its product 16 kDa phloem protein 1. NCBI's taxonomy places the organism in Eukaryota, Viridiplantae, Streptophyta, Magnoliopsida, Gentianales, Rubiaceae. The record is from RefSeq and is a predicted model, not a curated record.